Messenger RNA from Aplysia californica (California sea hare), 2240 nucleotides. RefSeq lists its product as uncharacterized. NCBI's taxonomy places the organism in Eukaryota, Metazoa, Mollusca, Gastropoda, Aplysiida, Aplysiidae. The record is from RefSeq and is a predicted model, not a curated record.
AGACAGUCAAGUCAAGAUGAGUCUGAAGAACCUGCUAGCCCUGGUGGUGGCCACAGCUGUGUUGGCUUUGGCUACAUCCGCCGUCCUUGACCCGGACUUCUCCAAGGUCAACUCAGUUCAGGAUGACCUUCUUGAAAAGCACCCUGAAAACUCCGCCUACCUCAGCGAUGGCGAUGACUUUGAUGAUGACGAUGAAGCAGAAGACGACAUUGACCCCAGAACAAAACUGGACGGAAUCACCCUGAAAGAUUUGAGCCCUGAGGAGCUGCAUCUUCUGCUUGAAGAUGAGGACAACAUGGUGGUCUCCGAACUGGACAUCAUCGUGCUGAGGAACAAGGUUCUGGAACGGACGUCCACCCUAGAAGAGGCCGAGUCCGAGACGGGAGCUGAAGACGAAAGCAACACCAACAACGAUGGCGAGGAGAAUGAGGUUGAGGGUGAGGGGGGCCUGUUCAGAAGGAAGAGGUGGGGCCUCGUAGCCAGAGCAGCCGCCCGCGCGCUGUUUCGAGGCGCGUCCCGAGGCAGACUGACCAGCAGCGGCAGCCGACUCACCCGCCAGUACACCAGACGCGGAUCCUUCAACGACGCUGUCAGAGACUUCAACCGCUUUAACCCCUCCAGGCAGUCUUCCUUCAACGGGCGGGUCAGUGGCAGAACGGGUCAGGUCGGCAACCACAGGGUCACUGUCCGGGAUGGAAGCAGCAGUGGCAGACCCACCCUGGAGAUCCGGUCCCCUCGCCCUGACGGAUCCAGUUUCGUGAGGAAGUUCAGAUACCAGCAGUAAAGCGAUUGCCAUUCGAUUUUAUAAACCGAUUUUUUUUCCUACGCAAAAAUUUGAUUAUUUUACACACAACAACAUAUCUUAACUGACUCCUGAAGCUGAAACAUUGAACUUUUUUCCUAACACUACUUGUCUAAUCCUUUAUUGCUUUGGGCAAAGAGGUCCAACAAAUGUGAUACGAGCUGUGAAGCUUUAGAAAUCGACGUCGAUCAAACAAUUCAAAAACAAUUUGUCAGUUUCAAACAGAGCUCAUAACUAGAUUCUAAAGCAUUCGUAUUACUGAAUGUUACGUUGACUUUUUCCACUCUCUCCUUGUCUGACCCUUCUUUGAUUGGAUGAAAGAGAUCCUUGAAAUUUGAAACGACAUGCGAACAGUCAAACAACUGACCUUCGACUCUUUAAAAAAAAAUGUCUUGUACAUUGUAUGAUAUCCAACAGGAAGGAAGCGACUACUGUACUUAACUGCUGAAACUAAAGCAUUAGUAUGACUGAUUAUGAUGUUCUUCGACUGAGUCUUCAUUGUUCUGGAUUAAUUUCUUCUCCGGGAAAUCUGACUCCGAAUGCAUGCUUUUUCCCCUUCAUAUCGUCAGCUUUUGUUGAUCAGUUAUUGAUUAUCGAUGAAUCCUGCCCAAGUUCUAGUCAUUCCGAUUGUUUCUGGAAAUACGUGUAUUAUUGAUUUCGUUAUAUUUUGAGAGAUUUGAUGUCAUAUCAUACAUAAUAAAUGUUAUGUCUUCAUACUAGUCAAGUCAAUUUGAUAACUUUAUGUUACGGUACUUGAAUGUUUCAGAACCUCCCCCCCCCCAAUCCCCCCGAACAAAGAAAAAAGCAAAACAAAAAACCCCACCAAAAAACCCCAAACCCAACUUCUUUUUGUGUACAUUUCUCUUCUAUCCUCUGCUAAGCUUCGCGUUCUAUAAUUUGAAUAAACCGGUAAUCAAAUUUGCUGUUAUGAAGGAAACUUGUGUUAAAGAAACAACAUUUUUAAAAUACACUACAAAGUAAAUCUUACUGACAAGUUCAUUUCAGUAGACUAAUAAUAAAAAUGCAUUUUUUUUUUUGCAUUUUAAGAUCAAAUGACCCGAGCCCAGCCGUGCAGUGAACUGCAAAUGAAAAACUAACUUGUGUUUCGCGCCCUCAUAUGACCUUAUGCAGUUGCGAGCGCCGUAAAACUCCUUACUAAACUAACUAGACUAAUAAUAAUAUUAUUUGACUGGACGUGAAGUUGUGCUCGGCUAACUCCACACAUACUUUUUAUUGCAUAAACAUGCGGGCGCCGAUUUCGAUUUCGCUUAGCCAAGUAACAGAUUAUACAUUAUGUAGCUUUGCGAUGAACUUGAAAUCCACAACGGAACUGAUUAAUGCUAUCAAUAUUCAGACUACAUGUAAAAUUAUUAUAAUACAUUCUCUGAACUGUUGAAAAAUGGGGGAAAAGGAAUACAAUAUGAACGCUUGAAAAUGA